CAGCUUCCCGCACAUUAAUCGCCAAACGUCGUAUAGCACACAUAGAACAUAACAUAGGCAAAGGUUCCUCAGACUCACCGAACUCACCGUAACACCAAACAACCACCACCACCACCACCACCGUCAAUCCAAAAGCAAACCCCCAACACCACCCUCCACCAUGGACUCCAUCGCCGGAGCUCCACCCCACGCCGACGUCACCCCUCCGCCGCCGCGGCCGUCGCCGUUCCCCGGCCGGGAAGACUGCUGGUCGGAGGAGGCCACGUUCACCCUCAUCGAAGCGUGGGGACAGCGCCACCUCGAACUCAACCGCGGCAACCUCCGCCAGCGCCACUGGCAGGAGGUCGCCGACGCCGUCAACGCCCUCCACGGCCACGUCAGCGCCAAGGCCCGCCGCACCGACGUCCAGUGCAAGAACCGCAUCGACACGCUCAAGAAGAAGUACAAGAUCGAGAAGGCUAGGGUUUCCGAUUCCGGCGACUCCGCCACCACCUGGCCCUUCUUCCGCCGCCUCGAUUUCCUCAUCGGCGACAAUUUCCCCGCCAAAAAGCCCUCCCCUCCGCCGCCGUCCUCCGCCGGAGUAACCCGUCGGAGCACCCCCCCGGCCAAGUCCCCGCUGUGGCCCGUCAUUCCCGUCGGCCCUCGAUCCGGCACCAAGAAGCGGCCGGCGCAGGCGAAGCCGGCGUCGGCCUCGCCAGAUAGUGUCGCCGACUCGUACUUCCGCCGGAAUUUCUCGGUGUUCGCCGCCGCCGCCGCCGCCGCCGCGGCGGAGGCCGACAGCGAGAAUUCGGAUGGGUCAAAAUGGAGCAGUGGGAGUGAGAAAGGGACGAUGAAGAAGAAAAGAGGAAGAGGAGAUUGGGAAUUUGGGUACAGAGAGAUGGCAGAGGCGUUGGAGAGGUUUGGGGAGAUUUAUGAGAGAGUGGAAGAAGCGAAACAGAGGCAAAUGGUGGAGUUGGAGAAACAGAGGAUGCAGUUCGCCAAGGAUUUGGAAACCCAGAGAAUGAAACUCUUCAUGGAAACGCAGGUUCACUUGCAGAAAAUCAACCGCUCCAAACGUUCUUCUGCUUCUGACAAUGUUUCGUAGCAAGCGGUGAUAGAGAUUCUGAUUGAGAAGAAUAGAGAGAUAUUAGCAUUGGACAUGGAAGCAUCUUUAGCCUUUCUUUUUUGAUGAAAAAGGAAUUUACGUUAGGUAUUUUCACAGUAAGGUUCAAAUUUGGUUGUGUCUAGAAUUUUAAUAGUGCAACUUUCAUUAUGUGCAGUAAAUUUACUUUCUUUCUCAACUAAGAACACAAGAAAAAUGAGAAAAGGGAUUGUGAAUAGCUAUUCAAUUGGAGCUUCCUUUUAUGUGUGUUUUCCCAAAA
Molecule: messenger RNA, 1361 nt
Organism: Glycine soja
Lineage: Eukaryota; Viridiplantae; Streptophyta; Magnoliopsida; Fabales; Fabaceae
Product: trihelix transcription factor ASIL1-like
Exons: 2
Coding region: 161-1084 (307 amino acids)
Cellular component (GO): nucleus
Molecular function (GO): transcription cis-regulatory region binding
Source: RefSeq, a predicted model, not a curated record